Molecule: messenger RNA, 4537 nt
Organism: Chironomus riparius
Lineage: Eukaryota; Metazoa; Arthropoda; Insecta; Diptera; Chironomidae
Source: the annotation of a GenBank genome assembly
AAAAAGAAAGGAAGGAAGGGAAUUUUCUUCUUCCUCAACAUUUCACAUUUGUUUCUGUCUCUGUGUGUGAGUGUUUGUGUGUGCAUUUAUAUAAAAAAAAAAUUUGCUCAGUAAAAACAGCAUAAAUUGUCCAUCCAUCCAUCUAUCGUACGUACGGACCAUCACGAUGAAUUAUGAUUGGAUAAUCCUUCGCGAUCUAAAUCAUUAAUUGAGCAUAAUAAGCAAACCUUUGCUGCUUACUCUCAGGCUCUCAAAGCGGCUCUAAAUACACACAAAAUUCUUCAUACAUACCUAACAUCAUCAAGUCGAGGCAAUUCAUAUUUUUUUGGCUGUUACUUCUUUACACAAAUUUUCUUUUCUUCCUUCAUAUCUAAAGGAAUAAGAAGAAUAUACCAAAAAAAAAAUUUGAUUUCUUUCCUCCUUUCUUCGCUCUUUUCUUUCUUCUUCAAAGCUAAAAGAAAAGUAAAAUAAAAUAAAAAAAAUAAAAUAAAAUUCAACCAACAAAGCUAGCAACGGCAACAUUUUGAAAAUGAUGGCAAGUUUAUAUGCAACACCACCACCAGAUACGACAACACCAAAUGCAACAUCAUCUACAAAUAUAACGUCAGCGAGUACUGUCGAUUUAAACGGCGAAGACACAUCAGUAUUAAGCGACACUUCUAAUUCAUCGCAGACAAAUAGUUCAGUAAAUAGUUCGCAAAAUCAUCAAAAGGCACCCAAACGCUCAAUUCUCGUUACAUCGCCAUCCACGUCAGUGAAUAAUUAUCCAUUACUUGGGAGUCUUUUUGAUUCAACACCUGACUUAUCGAAGAAGCGACGAAAACAAACGACACCGAUAAGGAUAUCAGCAACAGCUUUUGAAUUACAGCAACAGCAGCAAAAUCAAAAUAAUAUUAAUAACAGUAGUAAUAAUAAUAUAAGCAGCGGAAAUGAGUCCAUAAAUACCAAUGGAUUACUUACAACAACAGCAGCAUUUCAAUCUUCAUCAGAUAUCACGGAAAUAAAUGACGAUGGUGAUGAUGACAAUGAAUCAGGAACAUAUACAACAAAUGGUGAGAAAGGAAUGCCACAAAUCUCAUCAGUUUCGUCCGUACCAUCGACAAUUGAGAAUGAUGGAAAUCUUCAAAAGAUUUUUUUGAAAAAUUUAAGUCAAUUACAAGCAGCGGCAGUAGCUCAACACCAUUCAAAUAGUCUAAGUAAUAAUAACAAUAAUUCAAAUACAACCAACAAUAAUGAAGCAUCAAUAUUGAACGAGAACUCUCGAAUCAUAUCACAUCAACAAUUAUCGCCAGCAGCAAAACUUUUACGCGGUUCUCUUUCACCAUUACAACCAUUAAAUUUAAAUAACAACAGCAGCAGCAGUAAUCAAAAUGGACAACAUCAUCAUGAUGGAGAGUUAUCGAAGCCUCACGACUUUGAAAAUGACAUUGAAGUCGAGUAUCAUAAUAAGUUUUUGAAGACAAAUAGUAAUUUACAUUCGAAUGACAAAUCGCCACUAGACAAUGAUUUGGUUGGGAAAAGUGGAUCAUCAUGGAGUGAAAAGCAAGAUAAGAAACCAUCAGAAAGUGAUUCUUGGCUUUCAUUGGCUUCCUUGCCUUUUCCAUUUCCUUCCGAAGCAGCCGCAGCAGCUGCUUUGUCGGCUGGCUAUCUUCCACAACUUCCACUUCUUUCUGGUGUGGGUCCUUUUGGAUCAGAAGGAGUUUUAUCGCGCGGUGCAGCACCAUUAAGAAUAUUUAAUCCUGAAGCAUAUUGUGACUUGUGCAACAAAGAGUUUUGUAACAAGUACUUCCUUAAAACACACAAAGCAAAUAAGCAUGGAAUUUAUGAACCAAUGACACCAAUGACAAGUAGUGAUAUGCCAACAUUAAAUCAAUUAAAUCAGAUGCAACAAAUGAUGCAAUUACAACAACAAUCAAUGCAACAACAAUUCAGUCAAGCUCAGCAAAAUGCUCAACAACAAAAGUCUCAAAUGAUGGCAGCAGUAGCUGUCGUAGCACAACAGCAACAACAAACUUCUUCGAUUCCAAUUCAAGUUCAAGAGCCACCACAAAGUGGAAACAAUUCACUUCCUUCAAACGGACCUCCAAAUGCCUUUUGUGACAUUUGCUUUAAAAAGUUUUCAUCUCCAGCUGCAUUGAAAAAGCAUCGUUUGAAAAUCCAUGAAAUUGGAGUUGUAAAAAUAGAAAAUAUAAAAGGAUCAUUGAAUGGACCGACUCCUCCGUUGUCAUCAUCAUCGUCUAACAUUAUGCCACCACAAACACAGCCAGUGGAAUUAACAACAAAAUCACAUAAUAAUAGCAGUAAUAAUAGCAAUGAUGAUCCACAUGGACAGUUGAUAGAUGAAAUGAAAGAGACACAGAAUCAAAAUAUUUUGCCACUUCCAUUUAACUUUCCUGAAGGUUUCCGUGAAGAUUUUCAGGUUGAGCAAGAAGAUGCCAGUUUUACACCAGAGCCACGUAAAUUGUCACCAGCAUCAAUUCAGCAGGCGAGAGAUGCCAAUUUUUCCUACGACAAAUUAAAGCGUUUGGGUGUCAUUAAUCCUGAAGCUUUUUGUGAACUAUGCUGUAAGGAAUACUGCAAUAAAUACUUUUUGCGUACACACAAAUUAAAGCGUCAUGGAAUUUUCCUACCAAUCGAUGACAUCAAAGAUAUGGAUAGUGCUCGAGCAUUGUGGCCAUACAUGCAAACAAAUCCAUUGAAUUUAAUUAUGGGUGGGGAUUUGAAAGCUUUACAAAUGUAUGCAAAGAAGCAGAAGGAGGUAGAGCAACAAAAUCAUGAAAAUUCUGAUCAAAGUGGUGUCAUAAAAAUUCCAUCACCGUCUCCAUCAUCCAAUGAUGAUGAAAUGAUGAAGGAUGACGAUGGUCAAUCAAAUCCAGCCGGAGUGACUAGCAUGAAAGGUGACGAAGCAGACGACGACAUGGAGGAAAAUUUGAAGAGAAUUGGGGGCAAAACAUCGCCUUUAUCACAAAUACCACAAUUGACGCCACAAGAGUCCGAAGCGAUUAGCGUCGAUUUACAAAAGCUUCAAUCAAUGAUUUUACAGUUGAAUGAACUUAAUCAAAAUCGUUGUAUGCCAUGUGCAAUUUGUGGUAAAGAAAUGGAAAAUCAAUACAUGUUACAUGCUCACAUGUUGGCCGAACACUCUGGCUUUACAAAUAAUAAUUCCAUUAAGCUCUCACCACGUCCAUCAUCCAUUCCAUCACCAUCACCAAAUGAAUUUGAAGUGUGUAAGCAAUGUGAUAAGGAAUUUUCAAAUAUCUUUUUGCUCAAGCAACAUUUAAUGGAACACCACGGUAUGCCACCGUUAUCACCAACAACCUUAAGGGGAGAGGGCUUUAUUACACCCGAUCGUAAGACAUCGAAUCAACACAUUUUAAGUCAGCCAACAACACCAACACAAAAUGACCGUAAACCAAUGUUCCAAAUGACACCGACAAGUAGCUAUUGUGAGAUUUGCAAUAAGGAAUUGUGCAACAAGUAUUUUAUGAAGACCCACAUGCAACGAAUGCAUGGAAUAGAAAUUGAAAAUGGAGCUCAAAUUGGUGGUGUUGUCUGCAAUAUUUGUAAUAAGGAAUUAUGCAGUAAAUAUUUCCUUCGUGUCCAUAAGCACAAUACACACGGAAUUGUUGAAGAUGGAUCUCCACAACAACGUCCGGGUAGUGAAUCUAUUGAUUCUGAUAAUGGCUUCCAAUUGGACUUAAAACCUGGGGAAGUAUCUGAUCAAUCUAAUCGUUAUUUCUCACACUUUACUGAAGUUUGUCCACUUUGCUCACGUCGCUUCCGUAGUGCUAAAUGGUUGAAGGCACAUUUAAUGAGUGAUCAUGGAAAGGCUGGUCUCGAUAAGCUCAAUGAAAUUGAAUCUAAAAUUGGCAUCAUCAAAGGACCACCAAGUCCUGGCAUAAAAAUUCCAAACGGAGGUUAUAAUCUUUCAUCACCCGAUUUGAUGAUCAAAACAUCCCUUGGAGGAUUAUUCUCAGGUGAUAAUUCAAUGGCAACAUCACCAAGUGGCUCUCAAAAUAAUCCAUUAAAGGGUUAUCAGUGCUCAUUUUGCUCAUUCUCGACUCCAAUUUUGGCAAUUUUAUUCAUACAUGAGCGCUCUCAUCAAGCCAGCAAUACAGCAAUGAAUUUAAUUCAAAAUCAAAAUAAAUCAGAAAGUGCUGUUUCAAUUGCAAAGGAAUUAUCAAAUUCACAACAUCCAACGCCAGGUGUCUCUUCUCCAUCAUCGACACCUGCCUCAACGCCCAUACCGUCAACUCCACAAGAGUCAAAUAGUGGCAAGACAGAAAUGAAUAAUUUAAUGGAAAACUUUCCACCCAUCAUGCAUUCACGACCAUCAGUUGGAUUGCCGCAAGAAGCUGGUCCAUUGGUUAUGCAAUCAUUCUUACUCGAGGAAUCGAUGUUUACAAAGUCAUUGGUUAAUGGCAAAACAGGUACGAUGAAUGAUAAUUAUAAAUUUAUUCCAUCAAUGGUUAUAUUGCCGGUACGUGAACGUAUUUCGUCACCAGUAACAAUUUCAUUUACUCUCACACCGGCUUAA